Molecule: messenger RNA, 1158 nt
Organism: Gossypium raimondii (Peruvian cotton)
Lineage: Eukaryota; Viridiplantae; Streptophyta; Magnoliopsida; Malvales; Malvaceae
Product: transcription repressor OFP3
Exons: 1
Coding region: 158-1111 (317 amino acids)
Biological process (GO): negative regulation of DNA-templated transcription
Molecular function (GO): DNA binding
Source: RefSeq, a predicted model, not a curated record
UUAAAUUAUGCUUGAGGGCAGAAAAAGGCUUUAGUAUUAAAUAGAGAGGAAAGAAAGCAGAAAGCAAGUGUGAAAGAUGCAGAGAAUUAGAGGGGUGUCCAUUGUCCAAGUAGCGUGGUGAAGUGACAAAGAAAGAGUUGUAUUAUCUAAGUCUCAGAUGGGUAAUUACAGGUUCAGGUUCUCAGAUAUGAUACCAAAUGCCUGGUUUUACAAGCUCAAAGACAUGAACAAAACCCGAACACAUCACAGCAACCAAAAGAAACCUCCCACAUCACAAACACACCACAAUUCCAAGCCUAGGCACUUCACCUCGGAACCUUUCAAAGCUGCCAGAUUACAUGUCGAAGCCUCCGGCGAUCCACCAAGAAAAUCAUUGAAGAGAAGAGACAGAAGAAGAGCAGUUUACAAGCCUUCUCCCAGAGCCAUCUCAUCUGCGUCUGCUGGUUUCAGCCACCAUGCCAUACCCAUACUUAACAACUCUGCUCAUCACUAUUCUCUUUCUCCAUUUGGGAGUUACCCUGAAUCAUCCAACUCAGAGGAUGAUGAAUUUUUGGCUCCUCCACCCUCCACUUCUUACAAUUGUCAACUUAGUUCUUCCACUACUGAUAUCAUCAUCGACAUGCAUAACACAAGCAAAUUCGACGCAAUAUCUGAACUUGAGCUUCCUCCAAUAUUGACAAAGCUACCAAAGUCCAAUCAUAAGGCAGAUGAAUGCACCAAGUUGAUGACGAGUUCAUCUCCCAGAAGUAGUCCUCUGGUGAGAAAGUCACUUGGUACUCCUGGAAUAAAGCUUCGGGCCAAUUCUCCAAAAAUUGCAAGCAAGAAGAUUCAAGCUGCUUAUGCGCGAAAGAGCAUGUCACCUUGUAGGUACUUAAAGUUUAGGAAUAGGAGCAUUGCAGAAAGUCUUGCAGUCGUCAAGUCUUCGCUGGAUCCACAGAGAGACUUCAGGAAUUCUAUGGUUGAGAUGAUUGUGGAGAAUAACAUUAGGAGUUCAAAGGAACUAGAAGAUCUUCUUGCUUGUUAUCUUUCUCUUAAUUCUAAUCAAUACCACGAUCUUAUCAUUAAAGCUUUCGAGCAAAUCUGGCUUGAUAUGACCAACCUACGCUUGUAAAAUUCCCAGAAAUAAAUGUUGUUGACUUGGCCUGUUUUCAGCUUUUA